AUGGAUGUUGCUCUCGAAAAGAGAGUACGAGGAAGAACCAAUAAUUAUUUUGCGUUUACUUUGGAAGAUGCCAGAAUGUUGGAAGGAUGUAUUGAAUACUAUGAAAAUAUCUUGAAAUGCAUUGAUUUAAUUCAGGAUGAUAAAUUAAUAGAUGUUGUAAAGAGGAAUAUGAUCGAUGUUUAUGGAAUGUUGGGGAAAAUUUAUUAUUACUUGUGGGAGGAUGAACAAUCAAAUAUUUCAUUUCAGUAUUGUAAGACACUGUUGGAUGAAAUAAUUGAGAGAAAUAAUGGAUUUAUAAAUCCAAAUUAUCAGGAGUGGAUUUUUGAAUGCUUGUUAUCUAAAAUUAUUCAAGAAUUGAAUUCCUCCUCUCAAAAAUCAGAGUCUUUGAUUACCAUGAUUGAUAAUUAUGUAGAGACAUUUGGUGAUAGAGCAACUAAAGAUUAUGUAAAUAUGUCGGAUAGAGAUUUUGUAAAAACUAUCUCACAACAAACCAAUUGUGACAUGCAAUCCAUCAAGCAAUUUCUACAAUUUUCAAAAAUCAAAUAUUUUAAAUCUAUUCUAAAUGAUGAUGCUCUAGUAUCUAGUAUUAGUAAUGGAAUAGAGUUUGUUAAAUUGCAAACAAAUCAUGCAUUAUCAGUUGCAGAAUUGGAAUUUCAUUUUGGAGUGGACGAGUUCUAUUCUCGACUUGGAGCUAUUUUAACAAACCUUGGUAAAUCAACAGCAUCCUCAAACUACAAUCACUCACUAUUGAUACGUAAAAACUUUUUUCUAAGAACUCUGAUGAAUAGAAUUAUUGAUUAUCAAAAUUGUGGAAUGGAUGGUUCAAAUGGAAAAACUCUUCUCUUUGCUUUGUAUUAUUAUUUAUUGUCUCUAUUAGAGGCCUUCAAAUUCGGUCCACUGCCAUCAAUUUUAAUAGCAAAGGAACCUUUUAUCUAUAUCAACCAUCUUACUCUUGUUAUUUAUGAAGAAAUUGAGCAGAACUUCCCUGUAGAAAGCUAUGAUCAAUUAUCUAGUAAUAUUAAAAACAGUGCUGAGAUUUUGGAUAAAGCUAAUCUGCUGUUAUAUAAACGUUUCUGUUUGGAAUUAUUGAAGAAGAAUUUUAGCAAUGACGAAACAGUACACGAGGAUUUGAAAACCAUACAAAUGUUGGAAGAUCGAAAUGAAGAGGAAAAAUAUUUGAGUUUGCAAAUUCCCUCAAUCAAACGACACGAAUUGUGUGAUGUUACUCUAUUAUUCCAUGAAUAA
Molecule: messenger RNA, 1245 nt
Organism: Naegleria gruberi
Lineage: Eukaryota; Heterolobosea; Eutetramitea; Acrasida; Naegleriidae
Exons: 1
Coding region: 1-1245 (414 amino acids)
Source: RefSeq, a predicted model, not a curated record